Molecule: messenger RNA, 1896 nt
Organism: Megalops cyprinoides (Indo-Pacific tarpon)
Lineage: Eukaryota; Metazoa; Chordata; Actinopteri; Elopiformes; Megalopidae
Gene: loxl5a
Product: lysyl oxidase-like 5a
Exons: 7
Coding region: 173-1825 (550 amino acids)
Biological process (GO): peptidyl-lysine oxidation
Molecular function (GO): copper ion binding; protein-lysine 6-oxidase activity
Source: RefSeq, a predicted model, not a curated record
UCAUACUUACAUUCGAACUGCUUGAUGAUGGGGAAAUGCUGCCUAACUGCAUGACAGAUUCGAUUGCGUGCGUAUGAUACACACUCUAUGAAUCGCUACUUUUCAGAAGACACUCACAUUGACAGCAUUGAUGCUGAAGUGAGCAGUUUUUCGUUGAAAACCUUUAUUUGCCAUGGGAAAGUUUUCUGUUUUGCAUCUAUGCCUACUUCAGUGUUUUAUUCAUUUGAUCACUGGACAGCCAUCGAUGCCAGGGCUAGUGGGACCAUGGAAGCACAGGAUUGAAUGGGAGAAUAAUGGUCAGGUAUAUAGCUUACUGAGCACCGGUUCCGAAUACCACGCGCCGAUACAGCGAAGAAGGGACUCUCAAAUUUACCUGAGCACCAAAAGAGAAUUUAAUAGACACUCUCUAUCUGGAUUGACAAGUAGACCCUCCAGAAUUAGAGAAACAACUUUAGAAAUAGAAACCAGAGAACCUGAUAGAAACCAUGGUUCUGUUACAGUGCAACAAAGUGCAUUUAACCCAGAGGCCAGGGAACUGAGGUCUGAAGCUGGGCGCUACUUGCUUCCCACCGGUCGCGCUUCGGGCGCGAGGAGUCAACCGCGUGAUUCAUCACCUAGAGGAUGGACUGCAGAUCCCCCUGGCGCACGACGCACGUCCUCACGGGCGCACUCCAGAAAAAAUGCUACAGCUCCAGGGAUAAUUUCCGAGCUCUCGGGCAGCGGAGUCCCAAGAGGAGGAGGAGGAAAUCGGACAAGGCAUCACAGCACCGCAGCAGUCCCAAGAGGAAUUUACGCGUUACCGUCAAGAACCACUGAGUUCACACAGGGUCGCGAUGGUAGUCAUAUGCAGCCGGGCAGCCAUGCGUAUAGGCACGGGGGAUCUAGAACGGCGGAAAAUAACAAUUCUGAAGAUGAGAUCGCAAGAGAAAGUGCUGAGCCUCGAAGUUAUGUGGACGAUUCUGAACAUAACAAUGUCAAUGUCAAUAACUAUGUCAAUAACAAUACCAAUGUUGCUGGAAGAAAUGACAUUUCUUCUGAGGAAACAGCAGAUCCCGAAGACAUGGCUGGGGAUGAUCCACGGAAUCCCUUCAAAAACCACAGGAACACCGUUUUCUACAACAUCUACCGACCUAGCGGCAGACAAAGGACUCCUGCACGCCGUCCAUCUGGCUCUGGUUACGGCACGAGGUAUUUUCAGAAUGGACUCCCAGAUCUUGUCCCGGACCCUUACUACAUUCAAGCAGCUACUUAUAUCCAGCGCUUGCAGAUGUAUGCUUUAAGGUGUGCGGCUGAGGAGAACUGUCUAGCCAGGUCAGCAUACAAGCCAAGUGUCCGAGACAUUAACUACAGGGUGCUUCUUCGGUUCCCCCAGAGGGUAAAGAAUCAAGGCACGGCAGACUUCCUCCCAGUGAGGCCAAGGCACCAGUGGGAAUGGCAUAGCUGUCAUCAGCACUACCAUAGCAUGGAGGCAUUCAGCAACUAUGACCUCCUUGAUGUCUCCACUGGGCGAAAGGUGGCUGAGGGACACAAAGCCAGCUUCUGUCUGGAGGAUACCAGCUGUGACCCAGGCUUCCGUCGACGCUAUGCCUGCACAGCGCACACACAGGGAUUGGGUCCUGGUUGCUAUGACACCUACAAUGCCAAUAUUGACUGUCAGUGGAUCGACAUCACGGAUGUGCCGCCAGGCAAUUACAUCCUCAAGGUGACAGUGAACCCUAAUUUCCAAGUACAGGAAUCAGAUUUUUCCAACAAUGUGGUGAGGUGUGACAUCAGAUACACUGGAUCUCACGUCCAAGCACGCAACUGUAGGAUAACUAGCAAUUAAUCAAAACAGUCUGCUAACAAGGUCUUCUGAAGUAGGUCUUCAUACAAACUUUUUGGUGCCACAUGCUUCAC